Molecule: messenger RNA, 456 nt
Organism: Dichomitus squalens LYAD-421 SS1
Lineage: Eukaryota; Fungi; Basidiomycota; Agaricomycetes; Polyporales; Polyporaceae
Product: ADC synthase
Exons: 3
Biological process (GO): L-tryptophan biosynthetic process
Source: RefSeq, a predicted model, not a curated record
CCGGAGACGGUGCACGUCGACCAUCUGCUCAAGCUUGAGAAGUUCAGCCAUGUCAUUCACUUGACUUCGCAAGUCUCUGGCGUCCUGAGGGCCGGUAAGACUAGGUUCGACGCGUUCCGAUCCAUCUUCCCCGCAGGCACGGUGUCUGGAGCUCCGAAGAUUAAGGCCAUUGAGCUCAUCUACGAGCUUGAGAAGCAGCGCCGAGGCGUUUAUGCCGGCGCAGUGGGACGCUUCGACUUCGCCGACGACGAGAUGGACACUUGCAUCGCCAUUCGUACCAUGGUAUUCAAGGAUGGCAUCGCGUAUCUACAAGCUGGAGGAGGUAUUGUUUACGACAGCGUGGAAGAGGACGAGUACGUGGAGACAUUGAACAAGCUCAAGGGUAACAUGAGAGCGCUCGAUGUAGCGGAACAGUACUGGCACGAUAUCCAAAAUGCGAAGGGUGCGCCGGCAUAA